This is a messenger RNA of Belonocnema kinseyi, 1272 nucleotides long. Its product is annotated as sodium-dependent nutrient amino acid transporter 1-like. Gene Ontology annotation, cellular component: membrane. Gene Ontology annotation, biological process: sodium ion transmembrane transport. The transcript has 5 exons. The coding region runs from base 1 to 1272 and encodes 423 amino acids. Gene Ontology annotation, molecular function: L-amino acid transmembrane transporter activity. Lineage: Eukaryota; Metazoa; Arthropoda; Insecta; Hymenoptera; Cynipidae. The record is from RefSeq and is a predicted model, not a curated record.
AUGAAACUGUAUUUAUUUUGCAGAAAAAUAGUACUAAAUGAGUUCAAUUCGAUUGAUGAAGGAUUAGGUCUUCCAUCAUGGUUUUUGGUACUUUGCCUUCUUUUCUGUUGGUUAUGCUUAUUUGGCAUUAUGUCCCAAGGAAUUAAAAGUUCAGGAAAGGCAGUUUAUUUUUUAGCAACAUUUCCUUACGUAGUGAUGCUAAUUCUCUUAAUAAGAACAGCAACAUUAGAAGGAGCCAUCAAUGGGGUUAUUUUUUUCGUAAACCCAAAAUGGGAGGAACUUUUAAAGCCCAAAGUUUGGUAUGCUGCACUUACCCAGUGCUUUUUUUCUUUGGGAGUUUGUCUAAGUCCCAUAAUCACUUAUUCUUCCCAUAAUAAUUUCCAUCAUCCUGUGAGCAGGGACGUAAUGAUUGUAACAACACUCGACACCUUUACAAGUCUGAUAGCAGGCUGUACAAUUUUUGGCAUUCUGGGAAAUUUAGCACACGAGAUGGGAAUAAGUGAUAUUUCUAAAGUGGUCCAAGGUGGUUCAGGACUCGCCUUUAUCUCAUAUCCAGAUGCACUAUCUCGAUUUUUGGUUGCGCCACAAGUUUUUUCGGCUCUUUUUUUUAUCAUGAUGUUUACCCUUGGCAUUGGAAGUGCUGUUGCAUUUUACACUUCUGUUUGUGACAUUGUCAUCGAUAAAUAUGCUAAUGUGAAAAAGUGGAAACUUAUUUUGGGAAUGUGUACGAUUGGGUUUUUCUCAGGCGUCAUUUACACGACACCAGGAGGACAGUGGUUUGUGACUUUGAUAGAUUACUAUGGAGGUACUUGUAUAGCAAUAAUAAUCGGUGUUGCUGAAAUUAUAACCAUUUUUUGGAUCUAUGGACUUUAUAACUUUCUGAAUGACCUGGAAUUCAUGUUGGGCUUUCGACCCGGAUUUUAUUGGAGGUUUUGUUGGACUGUUAUCACUCCUCUUCUUAUGAUUGUGAUUUUGGUUUACUCUUUUGUGACUUAUGAACCUCCAACCUACAAUGGCUUUACUUUUCCCGGUUAUGCUUAUGGUAUUGGGUGGUCCAUUUUUACGAUAGGUGUGCUUCAAAUGCUUUAUUUUAUUAUUCGAGAAACUUGGAAACAUAAAAAGCUGUCAACUUUUGAAGCAUUAAAAGCAGCAUUUCAACCUUCCGAGAGUUGGGGUCCUUAUAAUAUCAAUAAUUGUACUGAAUGGAAAGAAUUCGUCGCCAAACGGAAAUUUAGAAGAAAAGGAGGAUUAAUAGAAUUAUUUUUUAAGUAG